CUCCGACAUCCAAAUCCUUCUCCCCUCCCUACCUCUCCCUUCCCUCACCUCAUACUUUCUCUUUCCUCCGCGUCGCUCAUUCCCCUUGGUCUUCAUGCUCAAUAUCCCACUCUAGUCGCUCUUUUACCAAUAAGUUUCUCGGAGCAGAAUGAGAUUGCCAAACUUCACUCUCCUAGCCGUCUUAGCAGCUAUAACUCAGGAAGCAUCAGCCUGGCCAGCACAACGGAACAAACGAGACGAGGCGACAACUACAACCACUGAGACUGAUCACAUUACACAGGUGAGUCUAGCCGACAGGUGUUCUUCAUCGCAAAUAUCGCCCGCCCCUAAUAUGUCUAAAAUCAUCCUGGCUCACGUUGCGACAGACCGACUUCGUCACCCUUACCCAGAUCGUUACCGAAACGGCCUAUGUGAUUGAUGUCGUAAACUUCCCAACCCCAAUCACCACUAUCCAACCGACUGGGACGGCCUUAUCUGGAGCUGGCAACAAUGUCAAUGGUAAUGGAGGCACAGGGUCCGGAGAUUCCAAUGGGUCGAACGGAUCCGGUAGCUCCAAUGGGUCUAACGGAUCCAGUGGCUCUAAUGGGUCCAAUGGGUCCAAUGGGUCCAAUGGGUCAAACGG
Messenger RNA from Kockovaella imperatae, 622 nucleotides. RefSeq lists its product as hypothetical. Lineage: Eukaryota; Fungi; Basidiomycota; Tremellomycetes; Tremellales; Cuniculitremaceae. The record is from RefSeq and is a predicted model, not a curated record. Bases 149 to 418 code for a protein of 89 amino acids. The transcript has a single exon.